GUCCCCAUCACAGCUAUCAUAGCUCAAACCCGCGCAAUCAACCCGCCUCCAUGUCUAUCUCUCCUUCUCUCCUACGUCCUCCAUUCUCAUCCGUCAACACAUCGGCAUCUUCUUGGAGAUUUCAUUACGUUGCCAUAUUCCUUUAAGCCAUUGAUCGUCAUUCCUACCUCUCUUAGUCUUCCUUUCCACUACUACACAAGUUGCCCAUCAUGAAGGGAGCUCUGCUUACCGCGGCAGCUGUGCUGCUUGGCUCUGCCGAGGCCGGAGUGCACAAGAUGAAGCUCAAGAAGGUCCCCCUGUCGGAUCAGCUGGAGAACAUCCCCAUCGACACCCAGAUGCAAGGACUUGGCCAGAAGUACAUGGGCGCUAGACCCGAGAAUCAUAUCGAGGCCAUGUUCAGCCAGCAGUCACCCAUCAACGCGGACAAGAACCACCCUCUCCCCAUCAGCAACUUCCUGAACGCCCAGUACUUCUCUGAGAUCUCCAUCGGCACGCCGCCCCAAGACUUCAAGGUCAUUCUCGACACUGGCAGCUCAAACCUUUGGGUUCCUUCCCAGUCUUGCGGCAGCAUCGCUUGCUACCUCCACUCCAAGUACGACUCGUCGGCCUCGUCGACCUUCAAGAAGAACGGCUCCGAGUUCGAGAUCCGUUACGGAUCUGGUAGCUUGAGCGGCUUUGUCUCUCAGGACACCGUCGCUAUUGGCGACCUAAAGAUCAAGGGCCAAGACUUCGCUGAAGCCACCAACGAGCCCGGUCUGGCCUUUGCCUUCGGCCGGUUUGACGGCAUCCUGGGCAUGGGCUUUGACCGCAUCUCGGUGAACGGCAUCGUCCCGCCUUUCUACCAAAUGGUCAACCAAGGCUUGAUUGACGAGCCCGUCUUCGCAUUCUACCUUGCUGAUUCCAGCGACGAUGACUCGGAGGUCGUUUUCGGUGGCGUUGACAAGGACCACUACACGGGCAAGAUCACCGAGAUUCCCCUGCGCCGUAAGGCUUACUGGGAGGUCGACUUGGACUCCAUUUCAUUCGGUGACGAGACGGCCGACCUCGAGAACACUGGUGUCAUUCUGGACACCGGUACCUCUUUGAUCGCUCUUCCCACCGAUCUGGCCGAGCUGCUCAACAAGGAGAUUGGUGCUAAGAAGAGCUACAAUGGACAGUACACUAUCGACUGCUCUGCCCGCGACAACCUACCCGAUGUCAGCUUCAAGCUGAGCGGCUACGACUUUGCCAUCACCCCCUACGACUACAUCCUUGAGGUCCAGGGAAGCUGCAUCUCGACCUUCAUGGGCAUGGACUUCCCCGCCCCCGUUGGCCCCCUUGCCAUUCUCGGCGAUGCAUUCCUGCGCAAGUGGUACUCUAUCUACGACCUCGGCAAGGGCACUGUCGGCUUGGCCAAGGCCAAAUAGGAUGUGAUUCCAAUGUUCGACUUCUAUCACAGGAGUUGCGUCGGGGCCUGGAGAACGCUAUGAGAUUGCACCAACUACUAGGUUUUUUGAUUCGACAAAUUAGGCGCGUAUCAGAGUGAAUAGGGGUCUGAAGCUUGAACUGAGUGCACACCAGAUAUUGAAACCAAAGAAUGGUUCUUGCAUGGUUAUUGGAGAUCUAAUUUGCAUUAGUGAUGACUGGACUCGACAUGUACAAUACAACCACCAUACGGGCCUUUUUUUGCACCCAUACUCGACUCCCCAUUUGAUGUGUGAACGUGCUAUUGUAGCUUUCAGGUGCG
Molecule: messenger RNA, 1726 nt
Organism: Pseudomassariella vexata
Lineage: Eukaryota; Fungi; Ascomycota; Sordariomycetes; Amphisphaeriales; Pseudomassariaceae
Product: vacuolar protease A
Exons: 3
Coding region: 210-1406 (398 amino acids)
Biological process (GO): proteolysis
Cellular component (GO): fungal-type vacuole
Molecular function (GO): aspartic-type endopeptidase activity
Source: RefSeq, a predicted model, not a curated record